AAAGCAGAAGUCGAACACUUUUACACCCUACCCGAAACACUUAAAAUGGUCAUAAAAGUAUCGAUAUCGUUCAAAUACAAUGAUAGUCCAACAACCUACUUGCUUGACAUUCUGAUUUUAUUAUAAGCGAAUCCGAAUCAGUAAAAAAGCAAUAUCCGAAACCUUUCCGAAUAUGCCUUGAACAUAUGUCCGGUCCAUAAUAACAUUAUCUGGUCUGAAUAUAAUAAUAAGACUCGCCGCACCGCUAGACGACAUGAAGAAAUCCAGCAUUAUCGAGCUGCCUAUUGGCUAAAUGGACGCUCUUCGGUUUAUAAAAUGAAACAAACAGUUUUAGAUUGAGUAGGGAACAUGCAAAGGGCUUGCUAGGCCAGAGAAAAGACCCUGAGAUAAGCUCGAGAUACUCAAGAUCAACAUGUGCAGUAUAUGUGCACACAUAUAUGUAUAGAAAUAUACAUAUAUUUUUAUUUAGAUAAUCAAAAUAUAUAUAUAUUUUAAUGCAUAUAUGUAUGCAUGGCUACACAGAUCCCAACUACCUUAGAUAUUAAUACGCGAAUUGUUUGAUUAUAUUUAGAUUUAGAUUUAGAUAAUUUUUGAGAUUUUCCCUAAGUAUAUUUAAUUUUUUUUACCAACUGUUUUAAGGCAUGUUAUUUGUACUUCUGGGUAUUUUUACCCCAUAUGCAGCUCCAAAUACUCCCGGCUAGAGCUUGGGCUACUUUUCAGUUAUAUAAAAGUAGGCUUCGUUAUUUUUUAUUUAAAUUAACUAGAGUUUUAGUAUCAAUAGCUUCAGAGUGUGUUAUGUUACGCGUUCUGUUUACACAACAAAAAAAAAAUAUAUUUAAUUUAAAAAAAAACUCUUAAAGCCACGAAAGCUAAAAAAAAAAUAGAAAAGCAUAAAAAUGGGCGAGAAAAUGGUCGACUUUAGCGUACUGGACUAUGAUAACCAUACGGAUUAUCUAAACUCGUUUGCGAUCAAGAAAGAUUUUCAAUAUUUGGGCAAUCCAAAGGUGGUCACUUGCCUUGCCAAAUUGGGAUAUCGCUCCACGAAAAUACCUUACGAUGAACCGGAAUUCCUGAGGCGUCACGAUUUGGCAAUGCAAGCGAUACGACCAAAAAUAACGGGCAUUCAGCCCUUCAGUACAUUUAAGUCGCCAACGAAUAGGGAUCCAGUGCUGCUUGAGUUCAAGCGACGCGAGGAACCCAUAUACAAAAAGAACUUGGCGACAAUUGUUUUUACCAUGUAUACAAGCACAUAUUGUUCGGAAAUAUCGGGCUAUCUUGACUUGGGUAUGAGCUGGACGAAUGCGGCGCGCUCUGCCCACGCACAUACGAACUGGCCGGGCAUAUUUCAGGGAACCGCCUUCCUGCGACCGAUGCCGCAUCAUCUGAGCUACAGUAAUCCACGCUAUAAUAUGCUCAACUAUUCGAAUAGCGAUAACUUUAUUGUCUUACACGACCAUCGGUAUGGAAUGAUGUUUAUGCAUAGGGGUGAUCAGAAACUUAUACCAGUCGGUGAUCAUCCCAAUCCGUUCGCCAAAAACGUACGACGAUCAAUGGCAAUCUCACCCAAGUACGGCACAAUGAUAUUCUACGAUCAUAUUGUGCGCAAGAAGGUAUAGAAUUAUUUCUAUAUAUAUAUAUAUGCUCAACUAUAAAUUCAAUUGUAUAUAAAAUCCUAUGAUAUUAGUAAAAGGUACUCGAUGCGCUGGCGAAAGCCCAAGAAAA
Messenger RNA from Drosophila montana, 1722 nucleotides. RefSeq names its product cilia- and flagella-associated protein 299. The record is from RefSeq and is a predicted model, not a curated record. Lineage: Eukaryota; Metazoa; Arthropoda; Insecta; Diptera; Drosophilidae. The transcript is spliced from 4 exons. The coding region runs from base 897 to 1616 and encodes 239 amino acids.